Emiliania huxleyi CCMP1516 is the source of this 384-nucleotide messenger RNA. RefSeq lists its product as hypothetical. Lineage: Eukaryota; Haptophyta; Isochrysidales; Noelaerhabdaceae. Bases 1 to 384 code for a protein of 127 amino acids. The record is from RefSeq and is a predicted model, not a curated record. The transcript has 2 exons.
AUGUCUGUCUCGUGGCGUGUAGAUUGGCGGGAUGGCACGGAGAGCCCCACACAGCCACCGCGCGCGUGGACGCAGACCGCCCGCGCCCAACACAUUCGCGACGAGACUGCAGGCGUCGGCAACGGCUCCACCUUCCAGCAGAUCGCCGUCAUCUUUGACAAGACUCUCGCGCCGCCUGUCCUCGGCUGGUCGUCCGCCAUCGCCUCCUUCGGCGCCCUCCUCGCGGGGGCCCGGGCCCACCUGCGACGCGGUGCGCCCGAGACGCCCUUCUUCAUCUUCGGCGCCUACUACUUCACCUGCAUCAUUGUCAACUGGUGGUUCUACCUGCGCAUCCACCCCAACUCGAUCAAGCCCGGCACCGCGCCGCAGUCCGCAAAGGAGUAG